Messenger RNA from Labrus mixtus (cuckoo wrasse), 4213 nucleotides. RefSeq names its product zinc finger protein 771-like. The transcript has 4 exons. Gene Ontology annotation, cellular component: nucleus. Lineage: Eukaryota; Metazoa; Chordata; Actinopteri; Labriformes; Labridae. Gene Ontology annotation, biological process: regulation of transcription by RNA polymerase II. Gene Ontology annotation, molecular function: DNA-binding transcription activator activity, RNA polymerase II-specific; RNA polymerase II cis-regulatory region sequence-specific DNA binding. The coding region runs from base 95 to 1705 and encodes 536 amino acids. The record is from RefSeq and is a predicted model, not a curated record.
GUCAUGCUAACAUGCUAAUUCUACACGACACGGUGCGCCGGGGAAAAACCUGUGUGACUGUGUAGUUUGAGGGUCAGCCCAGGUUUACCGGAGGAUGGCGGAUAAUGAACACCUGCCGCGGUUGCUGGUGACGGCUCGUCCUGCUAAAAACAGCGAGAAAAGAAAGACUGAAGCCGAGAAGGCUGCAACAAAAAGCAGUGGACAAAACAGAGUCAACAUCGGUACAGCUUUUCAACGAUGGAGACAACUGAGGGAGCUCAAGGGCCUGCGAAGUGAUUCCAUGGUUGCUCUCUUUCUGUUGGACAGUUAUGAGAAGCAAACAUCGACUCCGUGGAAACCCGGAUUGUUGAGACCUCCUCCCCCCGCUGGGUCAGCUGUUCCUGCAGAGUCUCUCUCUGACCAUGAUGGCGACCUCUCAGUCGCCCCCGAACACACGUUGGAGCUGCUGAAAAAGACGGCAGAGUACGAGGAGGAACUUCGUCAUUUGAAAGAAGAGAACGAGCGUCAACAGAAACUACUGGACGCUGCUUUCAACUCUGAAGUCCGGUUACACAGAGCAGGCGUCGAGCAGCUGAUGGUGAGAAGAGAAGAGGUUCCCUCUGAGCAGCAGGAGGGGAGCUCCGGUCUGAACCACGAGGAUCAAACAGAGCCACCACACAGUAAAGGAGAGCAGCUUCAAGACCCAGAGGAGGCUGAAAUCAUCAAGUUCACAUUCUUUCCUGUCCCUGUGAAGACUGAAGAAGAUGAUGAGGAGAAACCUCAGUCCUCACAGUUUCAACAAACCCAAACUGAUCAGAUCAGAGAUGAAUAUUUAAAAGCAGAAGCUAAAGGAGAGGAGAGUGAGGGAUCAGACCCAACUACAGACUUUAAUCCAGACAGUCAUUUACAGCCUGUUUCUGAUGAAGAGGCUUCACAUUCCUCUGAUACUGAUGACAGUGGUGAUUGGGAUGCCAGUGAACCUCAUGAAGGUUUGAACCCUCUGCAAAACAAAGACACACCAGUAAGUGAUGUGAACUGUGAUACUGGAAAUACAUCAGUUAGCUCCUCUGAAUGUGCCACAAGCUUUGGUCAAGAGGAACAUCUGCAGCAGCACAAAGAAAUCCUCACAGGAGAGAAACCAUUUAGUUGCUCAGUUUGUGGUAAGAGAUACCCAAGUAAGAAAAAUUUACAUCAACACAUGCGACGUCACUCAGUUGAAAAACCUUUCAGCUGCUCAGUUUGUCAGAGGAGUUUUAACUGGAAAACUGAGCUGGUGACACACAUGAGAAUCCACACAGGAGAGAAACCAUUCAGCUGUUCAGUGUGUGGUCAAGGAUUCAGAGACCGUGGAUGUCUUAAAAGACACUUUUUUGUCCACACAGGAGAGAAACCGUUUAGCUGCUCAGUUUGUGGUAAAAGCUUCACACAAAGCGGAGACCUUCAACGACACUCUGUUGUCCACACAGGGGAGAAACUUUUCAGCUGUUUGAUAUGUGGUUACAGAUGUACACAUGGCGGAGAUCUGAACAGACACUCUGUUGUCCACACAGGAGAGAAACCGUUCAGUUGUUCAGUUUGUGGCAAAAGAUUCACUCAAAGUGGGGCUCUAAAAAGACACUCUAUUUCACACACUUUGGAGACACCGUUUACGUGCACUUUUUGUGAUAGAACUUUUACUGAACUUGAAAGUGUCAAAAAUCACAAUUGUGAGUCGCAGAUGGCCUAGCGGUUAGACCAGACUAUGGAUGGAGGUUAUCGUCCUCCAAGUGGGCAGCCCGACUUCAAGUCAGACCUGCGGCUCCUUUCCUGCAUGUCGUUCCCCGUCACUGACUAUCCACUGUCCUAUCAAAGAAAGGCAAUAAGUCCAAAAAAUAACCGUAGAAAAAAGGAAAAUCCCAAGUGUGUUGGUAAGAGCAGCAGAGACACACAAAACCUCAAGAAACUGCAGGAAUGUUUCCUUAAAGUACAAAUGCAAAGUUAAACAUUUGCUGUUUUGAAUUGUGGUUUGAAGACGUCCACACACGGUCAACAUUGACUUUUUAAAAAAUUUAUUUUCUCUCUUUUUAAGCCCCUUAUGUUCUAUUUCCCCUAGCUCAAUGCUGCCGGCUGAUUGUAAUAUGCAAAUAGAAAACACUAAAACACACAAGGCCUUGACAGUUUGGUACGACAACAACUAUUGGACUUUCCUACUCGCACCAAAGGCCAGUUGCACAAUCUCAUCAGCCGUUCUGGUGUUACCACUCUUCAUUGUGUUGCAUCUCAUCCGUCAAUAAGCUUCAGUGUCCAAAACUAACCUUUACCAUCACCUUCUGUAAUAUCCAAAAUAUUGAUUUAUCUUCCCUUUCCAGUACGCAUGAUAACCUCCCCAGUGAAGUCAUUUUAUCCACUCCAGAUGAACUGGUUUCUCACUUCAAUGAUGGACCUCAUUGUAUGUUGAACGAUCUUGCUCCUUCCUUUUGUCACUCUGCAUCCUGGUUUAGGCCCAAACUACGACACACUUGAGUCAAAGGUUGUCAUCUAGAACCUUUUUACAUGCAAAAACAUGCCUUACUGUUCAUUUACAGAUGUAUUAUAAACAUAUUCGGGUACUCUUGCAGAUCCAAACAGCCCGCAUUUCUAAUUUACCUUUUAUUUCCAAAAUACUGGAAAGGACAGUUGCAGCUCAGGUCCACACUCACCUUUCUGACAUCGAUCUUCCUCCUCUUCGCUUCCUGCUGCCGGCUUAACCUCUAUGGGGUCUCGAGGUUUUAGCCCUGCAGCUCCCCCUCUCUAACUCUCUCCUACAAUCCAUGCGUGACACCGACUCUCUCUACCUUUUAAUACCAGUCUCAAAACACAUUUUUAAAACGGCUUAUUGAUUGUCACAAUGCCCUUUUCUGCUUUUUACUGUGUCGUUUCUGCCUUUCAUUGCAGAAUAUUUUUUUUACUUGGACCAUGAUAUCGUGCUGUUUUCAUCGUUGUUUUUUUAAAAGUGACUUGAAGUGUCAUGAAAGGCGCCCUUAAAGAUGGGAGUCAGUAAAAAUCUUAGCUGUAGUUUGUGAACACAACAUUCAAACUGGGCCCCUCCUCCUGGGCUCAUCUCCCCCAGAAGCCCCGCCCCCUGCAGGAUGUAAGGGCUGUAUCCGAAUUGCCAAGUACCUACUCAAUCUUAGGCAGAUUGCCUACCUGCUGUCCACGCUGUUUACUGUUAGUACCUACUAUUCAGUAGGCGCGCACAGUAGGCAGAUAUUUGUUCCUACUUCUGAUUCAUUCAGUAUGGAAGUGACGUCAUUUACGUUUCCCGAACCGGCCGCAUCCACCCGUUUUUUUGUUUUUGUUUAGCUUUAUUCAAGAAGAGUAAUGCGCAUAUACAGUCAGGUAAAAAAAAAACCAAUAUCACAAUGUAAAUCAAGUAAAAAACAGAUUAAAUAACUAAAUAACAUACAGUACAUAACGGAAAGAACAAAUGAAAGACAGUAAAAUAAACCAAUAAAGAUGCAUUUAAAUAGUGAAAUCAUUAUUUAAAUAGAGGGGGAAAGGUUUUAUAAUAAUGCAGAUAUUUGUUAUAUUUUCUGUUGUUAAUUAAAAGUAGUGAUUUCAGUCGGGACUUUAACUCUAGAUUAAAAAUUGAUUCAAUUAAUCCACGCUUGUUUGUUUGUUUGGACGUGACGUGACGAUUUACGUUUAAUUUCGCACAGCAUUGUGGGUGGUAAAAUACAAUUAAUUUCCUGAAAGCACGCAUCCGAUCCAUACUGCAUGAAACCAGGAAGUUAGUAUCCAUACUGAAAUGUUCAGUAUACUGAGGUGGACCCAAAAAAUGCAUACUGAAUGACCACGAUAGUUCAGUAUACUGAAUAGUACGUACUGCCUACUGAACUGUGGCUAUUCGGAAAGUGCCUAUAGUUCAGAAAGGUGGUGUUUCACCUCACUGUGAUUAUAUUUUCUCUCUCCUUUGUUGUAAAGUUCACGUCUGUUAUAUUUGUUAUUUAUGAUAACUAACUAAUGACUUGCCUGCUUCCUGAUAACACUAUGACUUGAUGUUCUCUCCUCGUGUUUAACAUUUGAUUUAUUAAUUGAAAACUGAUUUACCUGAGGAUGAGUUCACUAUGUUCAGUUCAGUACUCGGAUGCUACAUGUUUGUCUAGAGAGUUCUUGAUUUCUGUGAUUAUAACUAAAGCUUGCAUCUUUAUUUAUGUGAUUCAUUUGUAGAUUUGAUGCAGUAUUAUUACAAUAAACCUUCGACUGACUACCAGGA